AUGGACGUCAUUGAAUCGUUUCUAUUCGGUAAAUAUUAUGAGGAUGCAGACGUGUACGCAGGAUGGGUGGAUGAAGAUAAGAAAGUUGUUUGUACGACGUGCCUGAAACCGAUAUCGGGUGCCGCUUUUUAUUACGGGGGUAGAGAGCUGUUCUUUCACAUAUCAUGCCUCAAUGCACCCGCCAAAGACAAAGACCUUAUGUUACACUUCGGCCAGAAGAAGCAUGGUGGCAUGAUGUUCACAGAAGAAGUGAAAAAUGAAGGCAAGGAGGACUUUGUUUGCUUCGGGUGCGAGAAGCCAGUAUUUGGUCCCGGAUACAAAUGCUCCACCUCCUCUCAAUGCAAUUUGGCCCUCCAUCAAUCAUGCGGGGAUCUGCCUCCCGAGAUACAACAACACCCCUUCCACUCAAACCACACCCUUGUUCUUGAGGAGUGGUCAAAGAAAAUAUAUUGUAAUGCUUGCGGUAAAAAUUGCGAUGCAUACCCCUUCUACAAUUGCAAUGAGUGCAAUUUCAAUCUUGAUUUCGUAUGUGCUACCCGCCCGCGAAUUAUUAAUAUUCAGGAUUGCCAGCAUGCAUUCAACUACUUCUAUAGUCAGAUUCAAUUCACUUGUCAAGCUUGUGGUGAAGAAGGCAAGGAGUUAGCCUCGCAAUGUAGCAUCUGUCAACUCUUAAUUCACGGCGAAUGUGUUCGAUUUCCACGAACCAUCUGGAUUACAAAUCAUGAUCACUCACUCUCUCUCACCUAUUCUCUUCGUCAAGUCAAAGAGCACAUCAAUGUGUUUUGUAUGCUCUGCUAUGAAAAGGUGAAGACAAAGUAUGCAGCCUAUUAUUGUCAAGAAUGUGGUUACAUGGCCCACUUGGCCUGUGCAUUUGAAUAUAAAAAAAGUGCACAUCUCAUGUGGCUGCCUGAGAAAUCCAUUGAUUUAGCAACUAAUGUUACAGAAGAGGUUGAAGGGGCUGAGAAGAUACAACAUUUUAGCCAUCACCAUGAUUUAAUUCUUAGCAAUAAGGAGCUCGUGGAAGAUAUACUUUGUGAUGGCAAAUAUUCACACUUUAAGUUUGGAAAGUAUACUUUCACAUUCAAAGAUGAACACCAACACCCUCUCACUUUUGUCCCAAAGACUAAGUCCUAUUCUCCGUGUGAUGCUUGUGGUGAGACUUUCAAUGGCAUGGCCCUAGAAUGCACUCAAUGCAAAUUUAAUGUCCACGACUCUCAUUCGUGUGUCAACAAAAUAACGGAGAAAAUCACUUCGAAGUGA
Alnus glutinosa is the source of this 1260-nucleotide messenger RNA. RefSeq lists its product as uncharacterized. The coding region runs from base 1 to 1260 and encodes 419 amino acids. The transcript has 2 exons. Lineage: Eukaryota; Viridiplantae; Streptophyta; Magnoliopsida; Fagales; Betulaceae. The record is from RefSeq and is a predicted model, not a curated record.